Messenger RNA from Symbiodinium sp. CCMP2456, 1065 nucleotides. The record is from the annotation of a GenBank genome assembly. Lineage: Eukaryota; Dinophyceae; Suessiales; Symbiodiniaceae.
AUGCAGGCAGAGCAUGUCCGCAAGGCAAAGGAGGCCGCUGAGGAGCUCCGUUUGAGGACAUGCCACAUCGCCGGCCUGGCAGAGGACACAGAUCCUGAAUCCAUCAGGAAGCUGUGCGAAGGCUGGGGCGAGGUGGAAACCCUGAGGAUAGACAAGGACGCAGACGGUCAAACCUUCGGCCUCGUUGAGUUCAAGGAGACCAAGGUUGCUCAUGUUGUAAAGAUGCAGCGGUCUUUCCUUGUGGAUGACGACCGGGUGCUCGUGUUCACAGAGGCGAAGUCUCAUGUGGACAAUGCCAAGGUUGAAGAGAUGACUGUGCAGUUCCAGGCGCCGAUCAUCGAUGCCAUGAACAUGCGCUCAGUGUUGGCGUCGCAAGUCCCCUUCGCGGAGAAGUUGGCCAAGGUCAAAGCAGCCGCGACGGAGAUCUUGACCGCCCCACCCAGCGAAGGCGAGGCCAAAGUGCCUUCCGACGAAGCCAAGAAGGACAAAAAAGAGAAGAAGAAAGACAAAAAGGACAAAAAAGAAAAGAAAGACAAAAAGCUGAAGAAAGACCGCGACGGAGGUGAAGGCAAAGAGAAGAAGGAGAAGAAGAAGGAUAAGGAGAAAAGGAAAGAGAAAAAGAAAGAGAAGAAGGAGAAGCAGAGCCAACUGCCGAAGCGACCAAAGCCUGAAGCAGACGCAGCAGAGGCUGAAACCUUCAUCGAGGAGGAGGAAGAGGAGGAGAUGGUUGACAUUGACGAGGAGGUAGAGGUGCUGGCCGAAGGGGAGGUUGUGGGACUCAUGGGCAGCUCCUCGUCCUCGUCCAGCGACACAGAUUACGGCGCUGACGCGCUGGUCGAGCUGCCAAUGGACGUGUCGGCACCAGAUGAAGUCAGCGACGGCGACGACGUCGUCUGCGACGCCCCGACACCCUUGCGGCCACUGAAGGGCAAAGGCAAAGGUAAGGGCAAGGCACAGAAUUCAGAUGGGCUUGGGCUUGCGUGCAUUUCAAACUCACGAAUAUGGCUUGGGGGGCCAGAGCGUCUUUGUCCGAAGCGCCUGACGAAGCAGCCAGAUUCGAGAUGA